This is a messenger RNA of Dendronephthya gigantea, 3109 nucleotides long. RefSeq lists its product as uncharacterized. The record is from RefSeq and is a predicted model, not a curated record. Bases 843 to 3092 code for a protein of 749 amino acids. The transcript is spliced from 7 exons. Lineage: Eukaryota; Metazoa; Cnidaria; Anthozoa; Malacalcyonacea; Nephtheidae.
GGAGAGAGGAAUACAUUAUUCUCGAUAUCAAAAAUGUUUCAAGAUAGUCAGGUAUGGAUUUAUGAAUAUUACUGAACAGAGUUUUCCUGAUAAGAUGCACGAUUUUAAAUCGUGUCUUUCUAAUGUAAUUGACGCCAUUCGUUGGCCAAGUCUGUCUUGCAUGUGGUCUUGGCGACUUCAAAUGUGGAUGGUAAUGGUAUUGCUGGGCAAAAAACAAUUCUUGUGGUAAUAAAAACCGACCGUUCGUAAUAGACUUGUAAACAUAUUGGAGUGAAAAUUUCCUAAUCAAUUGCUGAACAUUACUCUAUGUUCGACUUUGAAACUUACAGCAGCUAGAGUAUUGUAAUUAUAAUCCGCUUGUAUAAAGUAUACUUGAAAAACCUGUUUUAAACUGGUUUAUGUCAUACCCGUCUUUAUUGCCACCUGAUUUAAGUGGUAAUUUUCAUUAAACAUUUAUGGCUUCUCCCUGUCCUCAAUUCGCUUUCUGACGUAUACAAACUGGUGGUCCAAACACAGGACAUUAUCCUGUUUGCUCUUAAGCCGAAGUCCCAAUAAUUUCUUUAAUAGCUGAAUAACAUUGCUUUUGUACUAAGAGUCGUCCGGUCUCGUCACUUUUUCGAACAAUUCUUCUCCAAUCGUUUUAUAAUUGACCUUGCUAUAAAUUGCACAUUAAUUAUUUAUGCUUUUCGGAGUUGUCUAUGCGACAUUAUUAUUUUGCCGUAUGUUGUGGUAACUGGUUUAUGAAAUAAAAAUAUGGCGAAGUCUUUUUAAACGUUAUCAAAAUGGAACUGCUAUUGAAGCUAGGAUACGGUUAACUUUGGCUUGACGAAAUCCUGACAAGAAUGGCAGAAAACGUGCAUCCAGUCUUUGUUCUAGUAUUUACAGUGUUUUGCUGUCAACAGUUAUCUUCAAAUGCCCAAGUGCCUCAAACGAGCUCCGAGGUGGCAACGUUACUGAAUUCAUUCUCGAAACCAUUAAACCUUACCCUAGGAAGAACAUUCUUAACAAAAGUUCAAAAUUCAGAAACUGGACUUUGUCUCAACCUUACUCACAACGAAACAAAGCAUAAAACCUCUGUCGUUGAUACAUCUCUCGUGUCUAUUCAUGUAAAACUCGUGAAUAAAACAAGUUUCAUGGAGAAGAAACUAAAUUUUCCCUGCCUGUCCUGUCCUAAUCUUACAAGCACCUCCCCCACAGCAAAAUUUGUGUUCAAAAAUGAAACCGCUACAUCUUGUUUGGCGGGAUCGAGAUUUGCAGAUGAUUUUCAAAUCGUGGAACAGAGUUCAUCCAGGCUAACAGACGUGUUGUCCUUGUCACUUUUUGAUAAGAACAUGCGUUUUGUUAAUCUAAGUGGAGAAGAGUCCGUUCAUUUGGAGAUGCCAUUAGUAAAGAUGCCAAAUACUUCUCGUUCGUUUAAAUUAUGGUGUGUUGGCCGUCCGUUCAACGCUAUGCAAUGGUCAACAUCAUUCUGUACGACCAACCAAACCUUGAUAUCGAAUAAUCAAACAAACAUUGUGAGAUGCAACUGCUCGAUGCUUGGGUAUUUCACUGUUUACGUUGAUUAUUCUAACAGUCAAAAUGGUUCAGGACCUUGGAAUAAUGGCGGUGGCAACUCCGGCGGAAAUUCUGGUUCUGAGAAUCCAGGUGGCAGUCCGCCUGCAAUCCCCGACCCAGAGGCACGACUCUCUCUGAGGUUGGACGCAGACUGCAGUAUUCUCUCCAACGAGACCACCAAAGCUAACUUCUUAAACUCAACCAAGUACAGCGUCGCACUUGCUUUAAAUAUAUCAACAGGCAAAAUUACUAACAUGAUCGCCUAUUGUGGUAGUAUCGUAGUCAACUUCACUCUUCUUUCUCCGGAUGGAACCAACAGCACGCUCAAUACUUCGCUUCUGAAGUUAGCAGAUUUGGUUAAAACAGAUUCUCUUAAGGUUCCUGUAGAAAACAGCAAUAUUUUGCCACUCACAUUGGGGAUUCAAGUCGACUUCAAUCUCACCAUUCCCACAAGUCUUGUAUCACAACAUUACAUCAGGAAAACAGCGACAACACCGACGAUAAAGACCACAAAGAUUCAGCCGUUGGUCAUCGAUUACACGCCAUUUAUGAUAUCUGUGGCAGUGAUCACUUUCUUGAUUGUCGCGUGCAUCUGUGGGACGUGUUGCGCCCAUUCCUGGUAUUUAACCAAAAAGAAAUACACAGAGUUUAACAGCGACAAGGUGAAACCAAAAGUUGAAAAACCAGUUGUUGUUGUAGAAGACGAGGAAGAAGCAGCUCCUCCUGAAUUCCCAAUGACUUUCACCGAACGUCCUAAAGUUAACGAACGUCAGAUGGCGAAAUACGACUGGGCGAGAACGUCUUUUGCGCAGGAACAAAUCGCCACGAGCGCUUUCGUCACUGACGCGGCAGCAAAGGGACCAAGAUUGAUUAUGGAUGAUUCCGACGAGGAGUCGGAUGGACAGCACCCCCCUGGAGAUGUAGCUAUUAAUAUGGAGGGGACUUCUGAAUCAUCUGAGAAUGAGGGGGGCACUGGAGAAAGUUCAUCUGAUGAAUACAACGACGAAGAGGAAUAUGAUCCAAGGAAUUAUGAAUGUGAGGAUGAUUUACAAGGGCAUGAAUCACGCGGUAGCCUCCCACGGGCUGAAGAAGAGAUUGGUCAGGAGAAAACGACAGAACAUUGUGAAAAUCAGGACGUACAAGAGGAUGGAGGAGGUGCGGAAGACGAAGAAAGAACUGGGAAAAAGAUGACAGAAGAUGACAGACAGGAUGAUGAAGAUGACAAACAGGAUGAUGAAGACAGUAGACAGGAUGAUGAUGAUGACAAACAGGAUGAUGAAGAUGACAAACAGGAUGAUAGCAACGAGAAUGAUAAUGAAAAUGAUGAUGUAGCACAAGAUGAUGACGCCACAAGUGAUAACAUGCAGGAUAAUAACGUCAAUGAUGACAAAGACAUUCAUGAUAACGAAGACGAUAGUGGGACAAUUGAGGACAACGAGGGUACUCCAGAAAGGUCACCAUCACGCAGUGACGGUGGUUCAUCUAGAAUGGGUGGAGUGGCGGCCACAAACGGAGGCUUGCCCGAACCUUCCAUGUGAGGAAUGAAAUCAAGCCU